CACCCGAGAGACAGUCGCCGGGGAACCUGAGCUGGGUUUCAGACAGAGCAACGCUAGCUCCGUUGCCUCACAUCUAGCUCGACGACCCACCGUCGGCCGCUCGCUCCCCCACCACAUCAUGAGCUCACAAUUGCCUACCCCGCCGCCCCCCGACGCCGACGACCCUCCGUGCGCCCCGAACUCCGACGCCCCUCCGUCGCCUCCACAACUCCAGGUUUCCCUCCCAGACGAUAUCCUGGAGGAGAUCCUCCUCCGCCUCUCCACCGCGGCCGACCUCGCCCGCGCCUCCACCUCCUGCACCUCAUUUCGCCACGUCGUCGCUCCCCGCUCCUUCGCGCGCCGCUACCGCUCCCUCCACAAGGCCCCCGUGCUCGGCUUCCUCCGUGCUGACUUCUACGCCGCCCAGUCUCCGCACCCCUCCGCCCCGGUCGCCAACGCCCUCGCGCAGGCUGCCGACUUCGCCUUCAGCUUCCUCCCCAACCCCGCCUGCUGGAGCCCCCGUGACGUCCGCGACGGCCGCGUUCUCUUCUCCGCCGUCUCAGUCUCCGAAGGUCGUGGCGACUUCAUAGACGCCACCUCCAACACCUUCGUGGAUCUCGUGGUCUGUGAUCCCCUGUCCCGGCGCUGCAUCCAGAUCCCACCCGUCCCUGAAGACCUAGCGGACUCCGUCCAGCACUGUGGCAUGUUAGAUUUCGAGCCCUUCUUUGCUCCGGCCAGUGACGAUGUGCGGGCGGAUGAAUCGUCGUUCAAAGUGAUCUGCAAGGUGCUGUGCGAAAACAAGGUUGCUGUCUUCAUCUUCUCUUCACACACUGGUAAAUGGGUUAGUAUUCAACACCAUGGUUUGGGCGCUUUGUCCAAUGAAGUUGUGGAUGCAUUGUAUGCACGAUGUGGACUGCAUCGGCGCCAUUAUGCACACGGUUGUUUCUGUUGGGUGUUAGAAUGGAUGGACAAACUGCUCAUGCUUGACACACGUGAGAUGAAAUUCACCAUUAUAGAUCUCCCGCCCAACAGUCAUGGGGGAAGGCUCGCCAUUGUGGAAGCAGGAGAAGGUAUGAUUGGGUUGUUAAAUAUUGGUAUGCGCACGUUAGACUUCUACUGUAAGGUUUGGCGAAACAAAAGUAAAGGCACCAAAGAGUGGCAGCACAGCACGAUAAACCAUCCGUUGCCCAAUUAUCACUGGUGCAUCAUUGGUGCGGAUGAGGAGUACUUACUCCUAAGAGGGAUUUCGCUAGAUUGGCCCUGGUUUGGAAGCUCUUCACAGCAGAGACCGGAUAUAGAGUAUUUUGCAUUGGAACUCAAGACAUUGCUGCUUGAGAGGAUGUAUGUGUCAAAGAACAAAAUGAUGCAUGCUCACCUGUAUCGAGGCUUCCCACCAUUAUUGUCUCCGCCAAGCAUAUGAGGUAGUAAGGACAUCUCGAGGGGACAAAGCACCGUGGAUAUCAGCAUCUGUACGAUGGCUUUACUAUAGGAGAAUACAUCGGUUGCUACUGACAAGGUUACUGGAAACUAAGGUGUUUGGGAAAGGUUGAAGUUCAGUAGUGGGAUUUGCUCGAAUUGCAGGAAAUUCAACUACUGUAUGGUAUUUGUCGGGGCUUCAUAAAACAUGAUCUAAUCCUCUAUGCAGAAGAAUUUACUUUUGGUGGUCUGGUUCAUUCCAGGAACAUGGAUGUUCGGAAGGCCAAAUUGCCUUCCAAAUAAGAUCUUGUGGGCUUCCCCCAUAGCACUAAAAGACGGCAUUCCGAUAGCAGUUCAAGUUGGCAUAUAGACACCGGCCAGGAAAUGAUUAAUUUUCUUUCCGUGAAGUGAAGGAGAAUGCUAAUCACAGAUCUUGAUUUGUGGUCUAGCUUAAAAGAAAUAUUUGUUUGGGUUUCCAUUGAACUUUCUUCUAUGAGUUGGUUUCACCAGGGAGGGGAACCUGGUGAUUGAUCAUGGUGUUGGGUUUGGGAUGUGUAACCUGGAAUUUGUGGAGGGUUUGGAAUCAAAUGCCUAUGGGGGUCGACUAAUCAAGGCCGUGUUGCAUCAAGCUGCUCAAGGAGAAGAAAAAUGUCUUGGAAGAGAGGAGAUGGCCAUCUGAUCGUGGCGCUAUCUUCUUGAUCUCUUGGUGUUAGUCUCUGAUUUUGUGGUGUGGUCUUGUUCUGUACUCUGCUGGUAGGGUUGUUGUUAUAUUCUGCUUUGAUGCUCGUGUGUUGUGAGUCUGCCAUGUUCGGUGAGUGUCACCAUCUUCCUUGUAUCUGUGAACAUGUUUCUUAUAUACUUCAAAAGCUCAGGAAUUUUUUUCCCCA
Messenger RNA from Aegilops tauschii subsp. strangulata, 2282 nucleotides. RefSeq lists its product as uncharacterized. Gene Ontology annotation, molecular function: protein binding. Lineage: Eukaryota; Viridiplantae; Streptophyta; Magnoliopsida; Poales; Poaceae. The record is from RefSeq and is a predicted model, not a curated record.